Cicer arietinum (chickpea) is the source of this 6021-nucleotide messenger RNA. Lineage: Eukaryota; Viridiplantae; Streptophyta; Magnoliopsida; Fabales; Fabaceae. The record is from RefSeq and is a predicted model, not a curated record.
AAUAACUACUUUGCUUGGCACUUACUCUCUAUAGCUAUUUCAGAUUUUCAGUCAAAUUAGCUUUUAGGGUUUCGUUUAUUUUUUUGUCCAAUUCAAUCUUAUUGUCGGAUUCGUUUGCUUCAUUUCAGAUUGACUCGAUUUGUUCACAUUUGAUUUUGUAUUCAAUUCAAUUUAAUGCUUAUACAUGUCGUUAUUAUUUUUGUUAUGUAAAUUUCAAAAACAAAAAAUCGAAAUUGCAGAUCCGAAUGAAUCUAGUUUAGGAGGGAGUAGUUGAAUGUUAACGGUUCCAAAUGUCUGAAAAUAAUCACGUAGUAGAGCAGAUUUCGGAUUCGGAUCAUCACGUGGGAACCCAAUCAAAUGGGGAUACCGAAUCAAACUCUGAUAAUUAUCAAGAUCAGCAGGAAACGCAAGUUGAUCUCAAAGAUGAAGUUUUUGGAGAACCUGAAGAUGGAAAAUCUACAGAUGAUACUGCACGAGAUGACAUGUUUGUCGAUUGCCCCGACGAGCUAAUCACAUUUGAUGGUAAACCAAAGGAAGAAGAAGCUGUAGCUUCUUCUGAAAGUGAAGAUUAUGAAAAGGAGGAAGAAAGUGGAGUUCUGCAUCAACAACAUACUCAUUUUGUUGAAUUGGACAAUGGUUCGGUGGGGCAGCUGGAAAGGUUGCGGUUUAAGUUGGAGAAGGCUGUUGCUGAGAAAGACAGUGUUGUGAAGGAAUAUCAGGAAGAAAGAGAAAUUGUUGCCAAAGAAGUGUUUGAUCUUCAUUGUCAGCUGAAGAUUCUCAAUAGUCAACAUUCAUCAGCUAAUGAAGCUGAAGUUAGGGAAGUGACUGAUGUUCCGUUGAGGGAGAUGAUAAACGAAUGUUUGGAGUUUGUGAGAACCGCUUCAGAGGAGCGACUGAAAUGUGAAGAAUCAAUGAGUAAUCUUCAGGAACUUCUAUCUGUGAGGAACCAUGAGAUAGAGAAUCUAAAUGAAAAGGUUGCACAAUUAAUGCUAUCCAAUGAGAGCUUGCAUGUUUCAUCAGAAGCCCAGCUUGAAAAGGAUGGUGAUAUUGAUAAUGUGAUAGAUAAGAUGAUAUCCUCUCUUGCAACAGUUGUUAAUCAAGAGCAAGUAUCGGAUAAUUCUAGAAGUGGGAAAAUAGUAUAUAUCGAGGAAAGCACUGCACUUUUGAUUGAAAAGUAUAAUCAGAUUCUUUCUGAAAUUUAUCAACUUGGGCAGUCAUUUUCUGAGGUUGGCUUGGAUACUAGAGAGCGGGACUAUGGGAACAUACUUGUUGAUGCUCGUGGUGGGUUUCUGGAGCUCAAGAGAAAGGAAGAAGAGCUGGUUGAAAAACUGUCUCAUUUAGAAGAUGGAAAUCAGAAACUGGUUGAAGAGGUUGACAAGGAAAGGGCGGUGAUUGGGACAUUGAAGACUGAGCUUGGAAAUAUUAAAGUAGAACUUGAGCAGGAAAAGGCUAAAUUUGCUAAUACCAAAGAGAAGCUUAGUAUGGCUGUGACAAAAGGAAAGGCAUUGGUACAGCAGAGAGAUUCACUAAAGAUGUCUCUGGCCGAUAAAUCCAGUGAGCUUGAGAAAUGUUUAAGUGAAUUGCAGGAGAAGUCAGCUGCACUAGAAGCUGCUGAACUUACGAAAUACGAGUUGGCCCGAAAUGAAAAUAUGGUUGCAUCGCUGCAUAAUUCAUUGCAACAAAAUAAUACAAUUUUUGAGCAAGUAGAAGAAAUCUUGACUCAUGCUGAACCUAAUCAGCCCGAAAUGCGUGAUUUUCCAGAGAGACUAAGAUGGCUUGUGGAUGACAGAAAUAAACUUAAGAGUGCCUUCCUGGAACUAUGCAAAUUGAAGGAAGCUCUGUCUCUGUUGGACCUGCCAGAACCCGUUUCAUCAUCUGAUCUGGAAUCACAAAUGAACUGGCUUAUAGAUUCUUUUCAUAAAGCCCGAAAUGAUAUUUAUGUUCUACAGGACGAAAUUUCUGAAAUCAAGGAAGCAUCCCAUAACUAUAUUGAUCAUUUGAGUAUUUCACUUUUACUGGACUCACUGGAAAAAGAUUACCUGCAGUCUGAAUUAACAGAUUUGAGGUUUGAAUAUGGAGAGCUUGUUGGCAAAACCCAUCAGAUUUCUUUGGAGAAGGAUCAGAUAAUGAAAAUGUUAGUUGAUUUUUCUGGUUUAAACAUGGAAGAUGAAGGAAUCGAUCAAUUUUAUUCCAACACGUUGAUGAUUGUUGACUUAUGCUUUCAAAAAAUGAAAGGACAGAAUGGUCCCCUCUCCAGAGAAUCUCAUAUUGAUGCUGCAUUGUUUGAAAGGAUUCAAAGUCUCCUGUAUGUUAGGGAUCAGGGCUUAAUGCUCUACGAGGAUAUACUGGAAGAAGAUAUGCUGAUUAGAUCAGAAGUGAAUAAACUUUCAAAUGAAUUAAAAGUGGUGUCUAAGGAAAUUAUAGCACUAAAAGAAGAAAAGAGUUCUCUGCUGAAAGAUCUUGAACGAUCAGAAGAGAAGACCGGCAUGCUUAGGGACAAAUUGUCCAUGGCAGUUAAGAAAGGAAAGGGAUUGGUUCAAGAUAGGGACAAUCUAAAAGGUCUUCUAAAUGAAAAGAACUCAGAAAUUGAGCAGUUGAAGGUUGAUUUGAAGAAGCAAGAAUCUGCAGUUUCUGAAUACAAGGAUGAGAUCAAUAGAUUGUCCAGUGAUUUGGAAAGCAUUCCCAAGCUAGAGGCUGAUCUUCUGGAAAUUAAAAGUGAAAGGAAUCAGUUUGAACAGUCCUUGAUGGAGAGCAAUAACGUGAUACAGAGAGUGAUGGAAUGCAUUGAUGGUAUUGUUCUUCCAGUUGAUCCAGUUUUUCGUGAACCUAUAGAAAAGGUGAAGUGGCUUGCUGGUUAUGUCAGUGAAUGUCAAGACACUAAGGUACAUGUAGAGCAACAGUUGCAGUUAGUAAAGGAGGAGGCCAGUCUACUUGAAGUUAAAUUGGCAGAAGCCCAAGAAACUGUAAAUUCCCUUGGGCAAAGAUUAUCUUCUUCAGAGGACACUGUUUCUCAACUUGCUGAAGAAAAGGCAGAGUUACAACAUGAGAAAGAAAAAGUUGUGGAAGAGUUGCAGAAAGUUAAAGAAGAAGUUGCUGAAGUUUGCAGUACUAGAACGUCACUUGAAGACGCCUUAUCACAGGCAGAAAAAGAUAUUUCUGUUCUUUCCGAAGAGAAAGAGCAGGCUCAAGUAUCUAGAGUUGCUGCAGAGACAGAGUUAGAGAGAGUUAGAGAUGAAGCCGUCAGGCAGACAACAGAACUAGCAGAGGCCAGCAAAACCGUAAAGGAUCUAGAAGUUGAACUAUCUCAGGUUCAGAGCAAGGUCAAUUUAUUGACUGAAAAGUACGAUGCUGAUCAAGUUGUCAGGUCUGAUUUGGAAAAUGAAUUGAAGAAGCUGCAAGAUGAAGCGGCAAAUAAUGCUAGCAAUUUUUCAGGUUCCUCUGCAACUAUAAAAUCACUGGAAGAUGCAUUGUUGAAGGCGCAAGAUGAUAUUUCUACCCUAGAAGAUGCAAAUAAAAUUGCCAAACAGGAGAUAUCUUCGCUCAGUUCAAAGUUAAAUUCAUGCAUAGAUGAGUUAUCUGGAAAGAGUGGAAGCUUAGAGAACAAAUCCCUAGAGCUCAUUGGAUUCCUUAAUGAUCUUCAGGUGCUUAUGAAAGACGAUACUCUAUUUCUCAGGAUUAAACAAUGCUUUGAAAGGAAAUGUGAGACCCUGAAGAAUGUGGAUCUCAUUGUGAACAAAGUAAGAAACUGUGUUGCCUUGGCUGCUAAGGAUUCUGAAGAGCACCUUAAGAUGGAGGAAGAUCCACUUGUGAGAAAAUUGUUUUCAGAUGGCCAUGAAAAAUUUGAAGUCGAACUGGACAACAGAGAUAUUGAUGGCAUUGAUAUUGACACCAUAAUCUCAUCAUUUGGAAAGAUUGUGAAAGGAUUUCAGUUGAGAAAUGAACAUUUUGCAGAUAAGUUUGAUGAAUUUUCUAAUGCUAUUGAUGACUUUAUUUCUCCUCUCCAUGGAAAACUACUGGAAACAGAGACUAAUAUAUUGGCUAUUGUUGAGCACAUGGAAAUUAUGAAAGAAAAGGAAAAUAGUGUACAAAAGUUGAACGAAGAAAAAGAUAAUAUUAUUGCCAGUUUAGAGGAUGAUAUCAGUUUACUGCUUUCAGCAUGCACUGAUUCUACCAGUGAACUUCAAAAUGAAGUUCACCAAAAUCUUGAGCAGCUUGGCUCCACUUUUGAGGUUGAGAAGUUAAACCAUGAAGCAGAUGAACAAGUAGAGCAUCAUAAGAACAACAAAUAUGCAGAUGCAUCAAAAAAGUUGAUGAAUGCUUCUGGAAAAGUUCAAACUUUGAUUAGACAGUUCAAAUUUAAAAUUGAGCAAGUAGAUGCAACAAUUAGAGAUUUGCAGAACAAAUUGAAUGAAACAACAGUUGCUUUUGAAUUGGUUACAGAGGAGAGAGACUUAAAUAAAAAUAGAGCUUUGCGGUUGGAGUCUGAUAUUCAAUCGCUCCAAAGGGCUUGCAGUGAGCUUAAGGAUACAGCAGAGGGUUAUCACGUCCUAGAAGAAAAGUUAAAGGAAAAGGACGCUGAGAUUUCAUCGAUGCACAGUACUUUGUUGGCAAAAGAAGAAAGCUCCAUCCUUUCAGCAUCCCAGUUGAAAGAUAUCUUUGGAAAGAUAGAUAGGAUCGAAUUCCCUAUUGUAAAUUCUGAAGAAGAUGAUAUGGAGCCACAUACUUCAGACCCUGUGAAGAAGCUCUUUUACAUUAUUGAUAGUGUUGCUAGAUUGCAUCAUCAAAUAAAUUCACUGUCUCAUGAUAAAAAAGAGUUGCAAUCAAUUCUUGAAACUAAGGCUCUUGAAAUUAAGGAUCUAAAGGAUGAAGCCAAACAACUCAAUAGAAACUGUGAAGACUCAAAAAUGGUCAAGAAUGAACUGUUUGAACUAACCUCUGUCUUAGAAAAAAUUAUAGAUAUUUUGGGAGCCAACGAUUGGGUUGUAGAUAGAAAAUCUAAAGGUGUAAGAGAAUUAUUGCCAGCAUUGGAAAAGCAUAUCAUUGCCAUUCUUUCAGAAUCUGAAAAUUCAAAAUCCAAGGCCCAGGAACUUGGUAUUAAAUUAGUUGGAAGUCAGAAGGUUAUUGAUGAAUUAACGACCAAGGUUAAAUUACUUGAAGAUUCAAUUCAAGAUAGGAUUUCUCAGCCAGAUAUUGUCCAGGAAAGGAGCAUAUAUGAAGCACCCUCAUUGCCUUCUGGCUCCGAAAUAACUGAAGUUGAAGAGGGAUCUCUUGGCAAGAAAACAUUAUCACCUGUCCCAUCGGCUGCUCAUGUGCGGAGUAUGCGAAAAGGGUCUAAUGACCAUCUUGCACUUGAUAUUAGUGUGGAGUCUGAUCAUUUAAUCAACACGGCUGAUACCGAUGACGAUAAAGGUCAUGCAUUCAAGUCUCUGAACACUUCUGGAUUCGUACCGAAACAAGGAAAGCUCAUUGCAGAUCGUGUUGAUGGAUUCUGGGUAUCUGGUAGUGGGGUUCUCAUGAGUCGUCCUAGAGCAAGAUUAGGACUCAUUGGCUAUUUGCUAAUCUUGCAUAUAUGGUUACUGGGGACGAUAUUGUAGAAAACUGUGAUCUAACCAAUCUGAACUGCUCAACACUCAACGUCCUGCAUCUGCAAACUGUAAUGUAGAUAGAUAUGAUAACAAUAUAUUUUUGCUUCUGAAUCAAGCCUACCCUGUUUUUCUAUAAUCUCAUCUGUUAGUUCUCUGCAAUCACAUUUUAGGAUUCAGAGAUUAUAGUUUUCAUGUGCUGGGCUCAGUUUUUGACAGCCUUAAAUCUUUAUUUUACUUUUAAUUGCAGUCCCUCAAUUGUAUUGGCCUACAUUUGUUUCAACAUUAACUGAUGUGGUAGGUAGGAAAUAGGUAGAUGAAUUUUUUUCACUUGUGUCAGAAUAAAAAAAUGUAUUGUAGAAAGAUUUUAAGAGUGACUCAUUUCUAUCUCAAGCAAUGAAUAAAAAUAUACUGAAGACUAAUAGAUCCAUUAAUGAUA